CUACAAUAUAUCAUUAUCUUUUUGAAUGUCUGUAAAAUGUAAAUGCAAGAGAUUUUGCAGGUAUAAGUCCUCCAAAACUUGGUCUGGAGAGGUAUGCCCAACUUAGGCAACUUUUGGGUACAAAAGAGAGGUUUAAGAUGCUGGUUGUUUUUUUCGGAAAAGGCAUGGGAUUUUAACUCCGAGUGUUUUUUCCGGGUCUAUCUGAUUUGUAUAGGUUUUCUUUCUGGAAGACCAGGUUUCCCUACAUCUUACUUAAAAUUGAGAAAUCGGUUUAAGUAGAUAUUAAAUAGCGUUUAUAGUUGCCAUAUAAGUCUAGGAGCCCCAUAUGGCUGGUUCGCGG
Ascoidea rubescens DSM 1968 is the source of this 340-nucleotide messenger RNA. RefSeq lists its product as uncharacterized. NCBI's taxonomy places the organism in Eukaryota, Fungi, Ascomycota, Saccharomycetes, Ascoideales, Ascoideaceae. The transcript has a single exon. Bases 94 to 279 code for a protein of 61 amino acids. The record is from RefSeq and is a predicted model, not a curated record.